ACCGGCGACUUCUUCUUCACCACAGCGACCAUCUCACGCUCCAACGUCUCUCCUUGAAAUUUGCUCCUCAUUUACACUCCAACGGGAAAAAUCUUUCGGCUAUAAAUUGCGCCAUCGCUCAACAAGGAAAUGGGGGGAUCACUGAGAAUAAAGCAGCGGCUCUAGCCGCUGCUAUCUACGCAGCUCCGAUGGCGAUGGGCGGUGGAGGAGGCGACAACCAGCGGCGGCGACGGUAGCGGCUGCAGCUCCGGUCGGCGAUGGGCGGCGAACUCCAACUCCGGUCAUGGCUCCAAUUUCUUCAAUUACUUCAUCUUCUUCAACAAUUGACCACACGACAAGUCCCCAACAGAAGCUGAGGAGGGUUGAGGCUCACAACCGGGAGCUUCAAGAGCUGACCGGGCGCCAGCUCGAUGAAGUGGCCAAUCUCGCCAGGAUGGCCGGGGAAGCGGAUGGUGAGAUCCUCCGGGUGAAGGAGGAAAACCUCAAGCUGAUGGAGGACGCGGAGCUAAAGGAAAGGGAGUUUCCCGGCAAGGCCUGUCAAUGGAUGGAGGAAAACCUCAUGGAAGCUGCCCGGGCGCUCACCUCUUCUUUAGAGAGGACGAUGGAGGGCUUCAGGUUGUUGUACCGGGAGGAGCAUGGAAAGGAAAUGAUUACUCAGGUCGGCUCCUACGGCUUCAUGUCAAGCCAGAAGAGAGACCGGGAGGCCACCCAUGCCAUCUUGGCUGAACGAGAUCCCGAGUUCAACGCGGAGUCAUUCGUAGGGUCCUGGCCCCCAUCCCGGAUGAAAAGCCCGUACCUCCCUUCCCCUUGGAAUGAAAUCUCCCCGGCUGCGUCCGGUUAUUUUUGUAAAACUCCAAACUUGAAAUUUCCCUGGAUAUUUUACUUUUGCUUCCAUAGGAUUUUCGACCGGUAUAUGACUCUGUUUGUCAACCGAUAGAACUUCAACUUUCUCUUUGAUCAAUCCAUCUCUAAGAUCAAUUCGAAAAAUCUUGACCGGUAGAACUGCAUCUUGGUGGCCAACAGCCGAAAACAUUUUGAUCGGCUUCACUCCAUUUUGUUUUUUGAAUGCCUUCGUUCGAUAAAGUACAGUUUGACCG
Molecule: messenger RNA, 1097 nt
Organism: Cuscuta campestris
Lineage: Eukaryota; Viridiplantae; Streptophyta; Magnoliopsida; Solanales; Convolvulaceae
Source: the annotation of a GenBank genome assembly